AGCGCGAAACAGAAGCACACAAGUCAUGGCGGGAAGCGACGCUCGGAAGCAGCUCCUAAACUUAAUUAACGAUUUCGCAUCUGAAAAGUCGCACGGAGAGCGAAGAGUGGUAAGUCUGAGGAAGAGAAUCGACGAGCUCGGAUCCGAGCUGGAAGUUGCAAAUGCAGAGCUCGAAGAAGCGAAGCGCGCCAAGGAAUACACCGAGCAAGAGAUCAAAGGCUACGAAGUUGAAUUGGCGAUGAACGAAGCAGCAAUUCAAACGCUGGAGUUGAGGAUUUCUCAUACACAAGAAGAGAUUUCCGACGUUGGAUCUGAAGUCGAAGCUCUCAAGGAGGUUCCAAGAGUCAAUUGCUGGCCAUAUUCAUGAGGAAGAGUACAGUGGAAGUGCAGAAGGUGAUGGCCUGUGUACGUUUAGCCAUUAACCAGAAGAAUUGAUCUCGUAACAUAAGAAGAUCCCAAGGUAGGAAAGGAGGAGGUUACUGAAGGUGAUUUAAGAGAACUUGAGGAUAUGCUUGCUGGUGUGGUGUCUCAGGCAACCAAAGCGGAAGAAGAAUACGAAGCUGAACAGAAUACUCAAAAGCAGGUCCAGCAGGCGCUGAGUGCUUGCAGAAGGGAGGUGUUCUUAAUGGAGGAGACGUUGAAAGCAACGAAAGAAGUGUGUGAUGUGACAAGAUAUCCUUUUUAAGAAUACAUUGGUUACUGAAAUUGUUCAAUGCUUAAGCACAAUCAUAAGAACAGUUGGCUACUUGCAAUUUUCAUCGUUUUGAAAACUGCCAUAAUUGAAUGCAACCCAAAUCCACAUCGGCUAUUUGUACAAGCUUCUUGGACAGCUUUCUUCCCAAGUGAAUGCCUGUUUUAGUUAGUCUAGAAUUCAAUUGCUAUGUUGGAUUUUAAGGUCUAGUUUUGCGCUAAAUGCCAUAUUUGUGAGCAUGACCUACAUAUAUUUUGCCUUUGACGGGAAACAAGCAGACUUCAGAAUUGGAACAGAUC
Malus domestica (apple) is the source of this 990-nucleotide messenger RNA. The record is from RefSeq and is a predicted model, not a curated record. Lineage: Eukaryota; Viridiplantae; Streptophyta; Magnoliopsida; Rosales; Rosaceae.